This is a messenger RNA of Grammomys surdaster, 1689 nucleotides long. RefSeq names its product leucine rich repeat containing 25 (gene Lrrc25). NCBI's taxonomy places the organism in Eukaryota, Metazoa, Chordata, Mammalia, Rodentia, Muridae. The record is from RefSeq and is a predicted model, not a curated record. The coding region runs from base 515 to 1441 and encodes 308 amino acids. The transcript has 2 exons.
UGGCGGGGUCGUUCAGCAGCCUCGCUCACUCCGGGGUUGGGCUAUGUAGAAUAGCAGGGUCUCCAGGAAAGCCAGCCGGGACCCAGGCUAGGCGGUUUCCAGGACAACAACUCAUUUGCAUAUGGUCGCGUUGUGGCCAGUGAGAGUGCUGCAGAUGGUGGGAAACCCGGGCAGUUGUGUGGGGGUAGUCUAGUCUUGUGGUGGGCAGGUGUGGGAUGCACCCAUUUCACAGACCAGCGGUUGGAGGCUCAGGGGCUAGGGAAACACGGAGAGAGGUGGCUAUGAGCUUUCAUGUCAGAAAAGCCUUAACUGGUUGGGAUGUUUUAUUUGGGUUUUAUUGAGUCUCACUAUGUAGACCAGACUGGCCUCGAACUCACAGAGAUCCUCCUGCCUCUGGCAAACGAGUGCUGGGAUUAAAGGUAUGAGCCACUACAUAUAGCCUGGUUUGAUUUAUUAAUCUGUAUUUUUUAAGCCCACAGUGUUUAACUUAAGUGUCACCACACAGACUGCUGGAAUGGGAAGCAGCGGUGCCGGGGUGCUGGGGUCGUAUCUCCUGGUGCUGUUGGCUCUGCUCCACCUGUCAGGGAGUCAAGCUCUCACCUGCAUGGUUUACCCAGGCCGUGUAGACUGGACUCAGACAUUUAAUGACACAUGCCUCAAUUUCAGUGGCCUUGGCCUGUCCCUGCCAAGGAGCCAGCCCUUGCAGGCCAGCCAUGCUCAAGUCCUGGACCUGUCUAAGAACGGCCUGGAGGUGCUCCCUGGAGUCUUCUUUGCCAACCUGGAAAAGCUGCAAACCCUGAUUGUCACCCACAACCAUCUGAACAGUGUGGACAGGUCACUGGCCCUACGCUGUGACCUGGAACUCAGGGCGGACUGCAGCUGUUGGCUGGCCUCCUGGCACGACACCCGCCAGAACUGCUCCGAGCAGCAGCAGCUGCUGUGUCUGCAUCCGGCCACUGCAGCUCCGAGGAACCUCUCCACCUUCCUUCAGGUCAGCUGUCCCCCAAGCUGGGGCCCGGGGACCAUCGCUGCCCUUGCUGCCGGGAUUAUCUUCCUGGCUUUGGCUGUCAGUGGAUCUGUGCUGGCCUGGAGACUUCUUCGCCGACGAGCCAGUAAGCACGGCCUCAGCAAAGCCCAGAAUUCACACGAUGUCCCCAGACCAGUGACAGACUUCCUGCCAAGGUACAGCAGUCGGCGACCUGGCCCCAAGGCCCCAGACUCGCUCCCCAGCAGGUCCACAGAGGACUAUGAGAAUGUCUUCGUUGGCCAGCUGGCUGAGGAUUGCUCAUGGGCUACAGCCAGAAGCCGCCCUUCUGAGGACAGUGACUGCUACAUGAACUACAGGAGUGUCGACCUGGACUCUCAGCCCGUCUAUUGCAAUCUGGAGUCGCUGGGGCGGGGCCCAGCGGACGACGAGGAGCCUGUAGUCUCGUGGCGCUGAGCCCGGUCCGGCCUGUGGGAACAGACACUGAACCCAAGAAUCCGCGCCCACCCCCCCGGGACACCCUACGAUCCCGCACGCUCAACAUCACAAGGGGCACGAGGACCCCUCCCCCAAAGCGGAAGGAAGGUCAGAAACAACCCUCGGUCAGUGUGCAUGCAGGUGGUGCUCAAUAAAAGCUCUGGGCCACAUGGAGCAGCUGGCUCUGAACAGGACUGACCGGUGGCUUCCGGAGAGUCCGAACUGCA